This is a messenger RNA of Morchella importuna, 345 nucleotides long. RefSeq lists its product as uncharacterized. Lineage: Eukaryota; Fungi; Ascomycota; Pezizomycetes; Pezizales; Morchellaceae. The record is from RefSeq and is a predicted model, not a curated record. The coding region runs from base 1 to 345 and encodes 114 amino acids. The transcript is spliced from 5 exons.
AUGACUAGACCGACGCAAGCAUUUUCUACAUCUUCUGCAUCAUAUGCAUCUAGAAUAGAAACUCCUUUAAAAGCUAAUGCCGCGCCUACUUCGGCGACAUGCAGGGGGCGCGUUGCGUUUGAAAUCCACAUCAAAGCGUUUAAAGCCAUGUCGGAGUCAGCACUCUCAUUUAUCCUCUUCAAAGAUAGGUUUUCCUCUAGACAUUCAUCUAAAGCGCCAAAGAACAACCACACGCGGGAAAACUCUUGCAUAACCGCUACGAGAGCGUUUACCAGCUCUGGAAUAUUCGGUUUGCUGAAGAGGGAGAUAUACCGCAGCCAUAAAUUGGCAUUGACAGUUCGUUAA